Molecule: messenger RNA, 360 nt
Organism: Puccinia triticina
Lineage: Eukaryota; Fungi; Basidiomycota; Pucciniomycetes; Pucciniales; Pucciniaceae
Exons: 1
Coding region: 1-360 (119 amino acids)
Source: RefSeq, a predicted model, not a curated record
AUGAUUGUCUCCAAGAUGGAUGUAAAAUUCCGACCGACGAACGCGUCGUUGCGCAAUCGGCUGUACAUGCAUGAGCGUCGAGCCAAGCUGGCGCUAGCCAGGCCCGACCUCCUGGCCCGAGUGGACCCCGGCCACCUCGAGCCCCUUCUGCUCGAGCGGACUGCGGAGGUCCUGGACGGCUUGCUGUUCCAUGCCCGUCUGAUGACGCCGCUGCCGGAGACGCUGAAGCUGCGGCUGGCGGGCAAGGUGGCCGAGCGAGGUCACCCGGCUCCUGGUCCUCGACCAGACGCGCAUGGGCCCGUCCCUCCGACCGCCCGGCAUGGACAAGCAGCCCCACGACACCGACAACAGCAAGGAUGA